Molecule: messenger RNA, 1656 nt
Organism: Leptomonas pyrrhocoris
Lineage: Eukaryota; Euglenozoa; Kinetoplastea; Trypanosomatida; Trypanosomatidae
Exons: 1
Coding region: 211-1656 (481 amino acids)
Source: RefSeq, a predicted model, not a curated record
AGUCGUUUCUUCUACUCUUUCUUCCCUUUCUUCGGCUUUGUAUUGUGUCUCUGCUACGUCCCUUCCCUUCCCUCCCCCCACAUCCACGCUGGAUUGCUUGGGCAACUUCUCAUCAGCAUGACGCACACAUGGGUGCCACUCUGCUUCUUGGUACGGAAGCUUUGCGCUAGUUUCUUGUUUCUUCUCUGAUAAUUCCCUGCUGCACAUAUCAUGUACCCCGCACUUCCGCGUUGGUCCGACGUCAACAAUGGGGUCGUCCCCACCAAUCGUCGACCUUCAAAAGCGCCCACGCCUCCCCGCGCUCCUCCAACACAGGUUGAGGUCGCAUCGCCUGAGGUGCUGCUUCCUAGCGCGAGCAGCUCCCCUUCCCAGUCGUCGACGGUGCAGACCAAGAAAACUGGACACAGCGGUCCGCUCUUUGUGAACCACAACGCCGUCCCUGUAGCCGCUGCGGCGCCGCAAACCUCGGUUUCUCUGCCCGUUGCCGGACCGCCCUCUUCCUCCCCCGCACAAGGCGCCGUCCGUGGAGGAUGUGCCCAUGCGCCGGCGAAGCAGCAGCCUGGGCGAGGUGGCGGACCUAUACCGCUGUACUACCACAGUAAUCAAAACACCGCAGCUGCAAGUGGGCCUGGAGGGAGGGAAACCUCCUACGAUGCAUUGCGACCGCUGAAUGGAGCAAAAAGACAAGGCCUUGUGCGGGGCACUACCGUCGUCAACAAUGUGGAGUUGCGGCACUACUCCGCUGCACCUCUGUCACUGGGUGUGGAGGGCGUGCAGACGGGAGAAGAGGUCCUGGUGGACAGCACCGAGGUACGACACCGUAGCUUCGCCAACAACGACAGUGGCUCGUCCACCGCGUGCCAGAACCCGCACGAUCACGUGCAAGUGCCGCAGCUGAAGCGGCAGCUGGACAAAGCAAACGCUAGUAUGAAGUCGCUCACGGCAGCAAACCGGCGUCAAAAGUUGGAGUACGACGCUCAAAAGGCGGGGUGGGAGUUGCAGCUGGCGGAGUACGAGUCCCGACUCCGCGCGGCUCUGUCCCACAACCGCGAGCGAGAGGGACUGCUCUCUCAGCACGCCUCGUCAGCUGUGAAGCGCUGCAGUGCAGAGGUGCAGAAAGCGACGCAGCUUCACUCGUCCACCGUGGCUGCGCACGCCGCGGAUAAAGAUAAAUGGGAAGACGAACUCGCCUCUCUCCGGCGCGAACUGGAGGCUGCGAAAAUCGCCAUCGCCACACAGGCCGCCGCCGAGAGUGCAGAUGCUGCCCACCAAAGGGAGGUGGAGCAGCUGAAAGCGGAACUGGAAGCUCUUCGUCAAAGCUCUGCGAGCAAACAGCGCGAACUCGAAACGACCCUCACCGACGCCCAGUCAUCGCUCAACAAGACGAAAACGGAAUUGGAGGAGUGUCGCAAGGUGCAGCAGCAGUGCAACUACCUCGUGCAGCAAUGCCGCCUCUUCAUCCGGCAGGUGUGCCAGCCGGGCUUUAGCGUGGUGAAGGGCCCGUCCUUGGAGCCGGUGGAGAAGAACCGCCCGGAGCCGACGGGGUUUGUCCUCGUCCCGCUAGUUGUAUUGUUGCACGGCUACUCCUUGCUGCCGGAAGGCGAUCAGCAGGAGGUAAUUGACCACUAUGAUAACGCGGCAAAGGCACUGCAUUAA